CAAGUGGCGCUUCUACCACGAGCCAUUCCAGCCUUCCAGGCACACGCCUCUCAUCCACCUGGAGUGGGCUGUCAACGGGUGCGACUCGGGCGGACCGCGCGGCAACCCGCGCGACUGCGCGCACAUCGAGUACGAUGUUGUCAAGGCGCCCGCCGGCACGCCGGCCGACAAGGCGACGCACACUGUCACCUCUCACUUCCAGCUCCGGGACAUGCUCGCCGAGGACUGCGACUCGCUUGGGGACGAGUAUUGCGCCAGCGCGCGCGUGGCGGAGGCGCGCGGAGGCAAGGUGCGACUCAUCAUGGCGGGUGGCCACUGCCACUCGCCUGCGUGCCUCUCGCUGCAGCUGCGGGACCGCGACACGGGCGAGCUGCUCUGCGAGGUGACGCCGCGCCGCGGAAAGUCGGACGCGGCUUGGGACGAGGCGGGAUACCUGUGGCUGCCGCCCUGCCAGUGGGGCAGUGCGGAGGAGGGUCUCCGCCCGCCGCCCGUCCUCGGCCUCGACGCGAAUCUGACCGCCAUCAAGGUGGCCAACGCGACGGAAUACCACUUCGGCGUGAUGGGAAUCUGGCAGAUGCGCGGCGCGUACGGAGAUGGAGACGGGAAUGUGGGGCCUCGGGCCGCGUGAGCGUAUACGUUUGGCUUAGUACGUGGUCAAAGAAAA
Molecule: messenger RNA, 664 nt
Organism: Emiliania huxleyi CCMP1516
Lineage: Eukaryota; Haptophyta; Isochrysidales; Noelaerhabdaceae
Exons: 4
Source: RefSeq, a predicted model, not a curated record